Messenger RNA from Neolamprologus brichardi, 6379 nucleotides. It is a transcript of the gene nuak1b, whose product is annotated as NUAK family, SNF1-like kinase, 1b. Gene Ontology annotation, cellular component: cytoplasm. Gene Ontology annotation, molecular function: tau-protein kinase activity; ATP binding. Lineage: Eukaryota; Metazoa; Chordata; Actinopteri; Cichliformes; Cichlidae. The record is from RefSeq and is a predicted model, not a curated record. Gene Ontology annotation, biological process: protein phosphorylation; microtubule cytoskeleton organization; intracellular signal transduction.
CAUAUCAUAAAAGAUGUGAGAGGGAAUGAUGAGGGGAGCACAAAGACAGAAGGGAAGAGAAAGGACAGGGAAGGAGGAGAUCUGCCUAAACUCCGCCUCCGGUCUCGGAUCCUCUCGCAUUCCUUCUUCACAGCCCCUCACGCUGGAGAUAGAGAAAGAAAGGGAAGGAGAAACAAGAAGGCCACGAAGAAAAGAGGGGGAGCAGUGAAACGACCAUGGCAAUAUCCAAAACGUCUCAGCGUGAGAUAGAGUCCGAUCCCAGCGCACUUCCACCACCGUCGACCCCGGCUCGGAGCAUGCAGUCGCACAAUAGACAGAGUCCUGAUGAAUGAGGAGCUUUACCUGGGCCGUGGACAAAAUGAGGGUCAUCUUCAUCCAAAACGCCGGUUUCGUCGCAGCUUUCUCGCCUUUCUCGUGAUGUUGGCAGUGUUUGGGACGACAGAUGAUGUGAACGAGCCAGAGCUAACCACAGCCAGAUCAUGCGAGUAAAUUGAGGAGUAAGGGGAUCGUAGCAAUUUAUUUAGGCUGUUUUAUUUUUAUUUUAUUUUAUUUUAAUGGGAUAGAGAGCUUGCACAUAUUUAUAGCCAGUAUAGCAUCUCUGAAUCGAAAGUGUGCUCAGCUUCCGGCAUGCAGCCUGCUGUCGAAAUCUGAAUAAUAGACUAUAUUUUUUAACUAUAUUGGCCCUAGAAUGAAUUUUUAACCAAUGAUAGAGUAUGUACCAGGUUAUUAAGGUCCGAUCCUUUUAGACUUCCGCACUCAUGUAGUAAUCCUUUAGUAUAUAGCAAUUAUUAAUAUGAAUAGGUAGAAGGAGAGAUCUCUGGCCACUAUGAUCAAAGCCUAUUGAUCAACUGAGACAAUCUGGAAAUGUCAGUUUCCACGUGUGAUAACAUGACUGGCGUCGUUCCUUGUAAUUUAUUUAUUUAUUAUUACUAUUAUUAGGCCUAUAAGUAUUAUAUUAUCGAUUUAUUUUUUAGGUAGGUAGUGAUAUAUUUAACAGUGGGAAGGCUGUUUUAAACCCUUCCCUAUAGUGAGAUGGAAACCGCUUAUUUAUCGUCGCACCGGGGGGGCACCCGUCCCGACGCCCAGACGGGCCAAAGCUCGGCGGGUGAGCCCUCCGCUGCACCACCACCUUCAACUCCACCUGCCGGCAGCUCACCUGAGGAGACCCCGACGAGUGGUGAUGGACGGAGAAACUCGGGCGUGAAGAAACACCAUCACAAGCACAACCUGAAGCAUCGCUACGAGCUGCUGGAGACGCUCGGAAGAGGCACCUAUGGCAAAGUCAAGAAGGCCAUUGAGCGGCACUCCGGCAGAGAGGUGGCUAUCAAGUCCAUUCGGAAGGAGAAGAUUAAGGAUGAGCAGGACAUGGUACACAUUCGUCGAGAGAUUGAGAUCAUGUCGUCCCUCCGCCACCCCCACAUCAUCUCUAUAUAUGAAGUGUUUGAGAACAAGGACAAGAUCGUGAUUGUGAUGGAGUAUGCCAGCAAGGGCGAGCUGUAUGACUACAUUAGCGAGCGUCGGCGCCUGAGCGAGCGGGAGACGCGGCGCUUCUUCAGACAGAUAGUCUCCGCCGUGCACCACUGUCACAAGAAUGGAGUAGUGCACAGGGAUCUGAAACUGGAAAAUGUGCUACUGGAUGAAAACUGUAAUAUUAAGAUUGCUGAUUUUGGGCUGUCCAACCUCUACCAUAAAGACAAGCUACUGCAAACCUUCUGCGGUAGCCCCCUAUAUGCUUCACCGGAGAUCGUCAAUGGGAGACCAUACCGUGGCCCGGAGGUGGACAGCUGGGCCCUCGGGGUGCUGCUGUAUACCCUGGUCUAUGGAACCAUGCCGUUUGAUGGGGGAGACCACAAGAACCUCAUUCGCCAGAUUAGCAACGGCGAGUACAAAGAGCCCACUCAGUCCUCAGAUGCCCGUGGACUGAUCCGCUGGAUGCUGAUGGUGAAUCCUGAGCGUCGAGCUACAGUGGAGGACAUUGCCAAUCACUGGUGGGUGAACUGGGGCUGGAAGAACAGCGUGUGUGACUGCGAGACCCAACGCGACCACGGAGGCUCGCCCAUGCUGGCCCGUUUCAUCGACUGGCAGAACCGCACUGAGCCACGUGGUUCUGGAGCCAAAGCUGCGGCCAUGCCCCAGCUGCUGCGCCAGAGGCCCAAGAAGUCCAAGAAGGAGAAUGUUGAGGCAGGACAGAUGCACAGUGGAGGCGAGGACAAGCCAGGUCUAAAGAGACCCAAAGGCAUCCUGAAGACCAGGGUUACCGAAGAGCACCAAUCUGUAAGUCCUGAAGAGGUGGAGCUGGGUCAGGUAGCGCUGCCUCAGCAAGCUGAAGGUGGAGAGGAGGCUUCCAGCCCAGACCGAGAGGAAGAGGAGCCGACGCUGGGAGGAGUCUCCCCAGCCAAGAUCGUGCCGUCUCUGCCCAAAAAAGGCAUCUUGAAGAACAACCAACAACGGGAAUCAGGGUACUACUCUUCCCCAGAGCGCAGUGAGUCCUCCGAGCUUUUAGGGGGCGCCAGCAUGUCUCUGCUAGCCACCUCCCCACCCAAGAGAGCCAUGGGGAGAAAGGGUAUCUUGAAGCGAAAUGGCAAGUACUCCACCUACAGCGGGCCUCCCUCAUCAGCGACGGUGGCCGGAGUCCUCGGUGAGCCUCCUCCAUCGACCGACUCUGGUUUGUCCCGCAGUCAGAGUCGUCCCUCCAGCAUAGUGGGAGAGGACAGCUCCGUCCUGUCCCUGUCACCCAGCUCCCUCAGCGGGGCCGAGUGGCAUCCUUCCACACCCCACCUCCGCCCAAACAUCAGGGCUUGUGUCUCGGCUGAAAACCUGCUGCAGCUCGCCAACUUUAAAGGCUUCCAGGCAGCCCCGCCAAUCCAGGGACACAAAUUCAGCCGUGGCCCCAAAACGAAAGGCUCCCCAGGGGACAAUGGCAGCUUCUCCUUGUUGGGGGACCUGGAGGACAUGACUCAGGUGUACCAGCAAGCCCUGGACAUCAGCAGCAACCUCAACUAAUAGAUGGGUGGAAGACAGAGAAGAAGAGGGAUUUUAACACGAGUGUGUGUUUGUGUGUGCGUAUGUGUACAGAUGUGUAUGCGUGACACUAACGACCAGUGCGUUACUGGGAUCGGCCUUUCGUAGCUUGUGGCUUUUUCAAAUGGGGUUGAAAUCUCGAUGGAAAAGAUGCGUCGCUACACUCGCACACACGCACUCACACACACGCAGGCACACUUCUCUGGCUAGAAAACAUUUAGUUAAGGUUUUCUGUGCAGGAGAGAGACAGAGCUGGCAUGAGAGAAUGCCACCCAGUCAGCUCUCUUGGCCCGCCCAUAGACUUUGCUGUGUUCAACAUGUUUACAUAUUCAGCAAGAAGGCAAGUUAGAAUCACAAAUGCAGCAAUCAGAAACUGGUUGGCUCUGCUUAGACAUCACCCAUUUCCAUGUAUGAGUUUACAACAGCACCUUAGAACUCAAAACGGAGCAUAUGCUUUUGUGAUCUUUACUUACUUUAAAAAAAAAGAAAGAAAGAGAAAUGAAACAAACCAGGGUCUUGUUCCAAAAAAAAAAAUAGCAUUGCUGAUUAUUUAUUAAUAUUUUGUAGCUUUAGUUUUAAGUGCAAAACUGGUGGGCGCUGGCUAUUACUGGAAGAGUCCAAAGCUCCUUGUCUCCAACUGUGUUUGUGGAACUGACAUAUAUAAUUAUGUUACUCGGUGACGAGAAACAUCUAUAUACCCCAAUAUAUAACUGUGUCUGUGUAUGUACAACACGCAGGCAAGUAUACCUUCAUAAAAGCAUAUGUCCUAUAUAUGUUUAUGAUACUAGGAAAUAUGUAGGAAGUGCCUUUUUUUGAUUCAUAAUACAAAUUAUGUAUGUCAUUUCCUUAAUGUGGAGGGAAAAGCCAGGCCAACCUGUCACCAGUUGUGCUUUUUUGUAUCAUGUUGUUUGUGAAUGUAGAGAGACCCAGGGCCUUCAUAGCACAGCUGACUAACUACUUACUCCUCCCCCCCUCCCCCCCAUCAAAGCCCAUUCCUUCUACACAGGUGAAAUUACACACAGAUAUACCAGCAUCUACAGGCCAAGAAAACAAAAAACCUUCCUCCGUGGUCUUUGUCAGUGUUAAAGUUUGUAGUUUGGUUUGUCUGCAGUUAAGGCCUGGUUGAACAUACUUUUGUUGGCAGGACAAGAGGUCUGGAGGGGCUCACCUAGUGGGACAUCUAGUGAAGGGAGAUAGCACAGACAACAUCUCACAGUCCUGGAAUGUGUCUGGCUAUAACCCUGGUUCUUUCACAUUUUUUGGGCCUACCUGAAAAAAGUACGAGGUGCUUUUUCUUUCUUUUAUUUAUUUAUAUUUUGGGGGUUUUUUUUACUAAAGAAGAUUAGGUGCUUUCCAUUGCUGGGCUGGUUAAUAUUUUACCCCAAGCUCUUCAAAAGAGCUAAGUAAGGUGGGUUUUUUUUAGCUCGCUGAUGACGCAGCAAAUUCCUCAGAGGGAGGCAGGAGACGUGCUGGUGCUAGAGAUCUGUACUGUACCCGAGUCAGCACAGGUGGGAUCUGCGGUCAGUGCUCAGCCCCUCCAGCUGUGUAUACUAGUUCAUUAUGUCAACCAAGCACAAUUAGCCAGCUAUUGUUUUCAUUUGAGCGGUGAGAGAGAGAGGCGGUGCGUAGAGACUUAUAGCUAGAGGGAGAAGAAAGGUGUGAGAAAGAGUGAUGCAUGGAGCAGUGGUGAGAUUAGAGCAGUCUUUCCUGUAAAACGCAGAAAAGGUCGAGGUGUUAGAAUUGUUUUAGUUUUUGAAGGCUUUGUAACGUAGACUAGUGAAAGUAAAGAAAGUGAAUAGAAGGAGCAGAGGAAAAGUUUUUGUUUUAUACCAAAGAAGUAAUGAAACUGACAAUGAUUCAGGGGAAUGGGUGAGUCAGGGGCUUGUCAGAGUCCUUGCAUUUUUCUUAGGAAUCUCCCCAACCCCCCCACGGUGUAUGAAAUCAUCCCCACAUUGGCUUGACCUGCUUUAUUUUUCUUCUGUUAUUCCCUAACAGAGAUGCUGGAGGCUGUUGAUAUAGCUUGUUUUGAGGGUCAUUGUGUGAUCCCAGUCUUCUGUAUGGCCUUAGAAAUUGUGAUACACUUUUCAACAGCAGCAAAAGAGAUGUCAAAAAUUGGAGAACGAUGACUGACAUCAUCCGAUACGUUAAAUGAUGUGAGUGGAAAAGCAUGUCGUGGAGGACCCCAAGGGAAAAAGAUCAAGUGUUGAAUGUUUUCAGCGGUCGCAUGUGCGAAGAAAAGGUCCUGGGUUCUGACUCAAAUGAAAAGACCCACUGCGUAUUAUAUUGCAUUUUAUUGCCUUUUGUAUUGCAUUAUAUUGUCAACUGGAUUUACAGUGAGAAAAUUAUACUAUGUUAGUAUUUUGUUUUAUUAUGCUUCUGUUUUUGAUUUUCCAAAAUAUAAGAAAUGUUUUAUUGCUUUAUGUUAUGGCAGAAAAAAAUACUUCCUUCCUUGAAGUGUCACAAUUUCUCUCCAAAGGAAAAAAAACACAACAAAAAGCAAACAAAAACAGCCAAAUCUGGUGUGAAAUUGGUGAACUCGCACACAUUUCCCCCUGUUUUUGGAAUACCCACAGGUGAAAGUGUUAGCUGGAAAAAAGAGCACAUUUUUACUAAUAGCUGACUGCAAGAAAUUUUUAUUUUCACAUCUACCAAAGCAGGGGAGGCUAAAAUAUGCUGGAACAACACCAGGAGGGGGGAAAAAAAGGAAAUAAAUCAAUGGAAAGAAUCUGAUGAUAAAACAUUAACUCUGCCAAACUGGAAAUAACUGGUGCAUAUCUGUUAGUUAGCAGAAAUUCUAAUCAUAGGAAAACUUGACUGGAUAUUGUUAUGACAAUAAUAAUAAAUUAGUAUUUUUAUGUUAUUUAAGCAUUAUUUUGGUUACAGCUUUUUACUAUUGCGGGAUAUUGCCAAAAUUUCUUUUAUUGGUUUUAUUUGUUUUUAUCUGUGGGUGAUCCUGGACUGCCAAGGUAUUGUAAGUUGCGUGCCUUUGGUAUCUUUCAUGAUUUUUUUUCUUCUUUUUUAAAAUUUGAUAAUGAAAAUUAUUAUCAAUGUGUUUUUUUUAUACUUGUAUUUAUUGAUCAAGCCAUUUAAAGUUGAUGUCAAAGUACUUCAUGUUCAUGCUUUGGCCUGCUUAGGACUUUAGUGUUUUGUGUUCAUGACGCACUGCACACAGAAAUAUUGUUGCUUCUUUAAAAUAGAGUGGUGUCAUCUCAUUGUGAAGGAGGUGGUGAAGUAUCUGAGGAGUGACAAAUCAAUAAAAGUUCCUGAAAUCCUGUAGAAUGUCUUAAUCUGUCAGCUCGGGUCAACACGAUGCCCCUGUAGUACUGUAUCAACUCAAAUAAAUGGAUCUUGAAGGUAA